CUUCCGCGUGCGUGCCGGGGCCGGAUAGGGCAGCGGCGGCCCGGGCCAGGCGGGCAUGGGUCAUGGCUCCGCUCUCGCUGCAGCUGGCGGUUCUCUACGCGGCGCUGGGAGCGGCGCUGGCGGCCGCGGCCCUAAUACUGGUCUCCCUCGUGGCGUUCGUGACCGCGCGGGACAUGCCUCCGCUGCACCGGCACGAAGGGGAGAGGUUCUUCCUGAACGCCAGGGGGCGCAAGGAGGCCCUGCCCGGCCUCGGGGACCCGCCCACCAAGCGGCUCUCGGUGGUGGUGCCGGCCUACAACGAGGAGAAGCGGUUGCCCGUGAUGAUGGAUGAAGCCCUAGGCUACCUGGAAGAGAGACAGAGACGCGACCCCACCUUCAGCUACGAGGUGAUUGUCGUCGACGACGGCAGCAGAGACCAGACGUCGAAGGUGGCCUUCGAGUACUGCCAGACACACGGGAGCGACAAGGUGCGCGUGGUCACGCUGGCGAAGAACCGGGGGAAAGGCGGCGCCGUGAAAAUGGGCGUCUUCAGUUCCCGCGGGGAGAGGGUCCUCAUGGCGGACGCCGACGGGGCCACGAGGUUUGCGGACGUGGAGAAGCUGGAGAAGGGACUCGAGGGUCUGCGGCCGUGGCCGGACCGGAUGGCCAUUGCGUGCGGGUCUCGGGCUCACCUGCAGGAGGAGUCCAUUGCUCAGCGCUCCUACUUCCGCACGCUGCUCAUGUACGGCUUCCACUUCCUGGUGUGGUUCCUCUGCGUCCGCGGGGUCCGCGACACGCAGUGCGGGUUCAAGCUGCUCACCCGGGAGGCGGCGUCCCGGACCUUCUCCUCGCUGCACGUGGAGCGCUGGGCGUUCGACGUGGAGCUGCUGUACAUCGCGCAGCGCUUGCGGAUCCCCAUAGCCGAGGUCGCCGUGGCCUGGACCGAGGUCGAAGGUUCCAAGCUGGUCCCGUUUUGGAGCUGGCUGCAGAUGGGCAAGGACCUGCUGCUCAUCCGCCUGCGCUACAUGACCGGGGCCUGGCGGCUCGCGCGGGCCGGGAAGGCGGAGUAGCGCGGCGCCGGCCGGGUGUGCUGCGCGUCACGGCGUUUUCCAGCGGAAUUAAAAUUUUACGUGAAGUUAGGAUGGACCUCUGCCAUUGUCUGCCUUUUGAUAAUUUUAAUGAACGCCCAUAAGUAAAUAUUUUUAUACAUCUUUUGGACACAAAAAAAUUUUUAAGGUGUUUAUAACAAAAGUCAAGUUGUCUUUUGCUUUAGAAAUUUUAUUUAGAUUAUAACUAUGAUUCUGAGAAACAAUUCUUAAGCAAGACAGAAGGAAUUAUUUUUACUCUAAAGUAUCUUGCAUAAUUCUUAGGUACUUAAAUGUAAACUACAAUCACUUAACAGUAACUAGGGAUUUACAGAGAAAGUUAACAUGUUUAUCUUAUUUUUUAUUUUUUAAAGGCAUGGAAGUAUGUGAUUUAUUGUUUUUAUUUAAAUCAUUUUUUAUUUUUCAAUUACAGUUGACACAUAUAAUUAGAUCCAGGUGCAUACCUCAUUAGACAUUCCAUAACUUAAUAAGUGACCACCCCAAUAAAUACUGUGCCCACCUGA
Phyllostomus hastatus (greater spear-nosed bat) is the source of this 1588-nucleotide messenger RNA. RefSeq names its product ALG5 dolichyl-phosphate beta-glucosyltransferase (gene ALG5). The coding region runs from base 63 to 1049 and encodes 328 amino acids. The record is from RefSeq and is a predicted model, not a curated record. NCBI's taxonomy places the organism in Eukaryota, Metazoa, Chordata, Mammalia, Chiroptera, Phyllostomidae. Gene Ontology annotation, cellular component: endoplasmic reticulum membrane. The transcript is spliced from 10 exons.